AAGUGUAGGGGAGAGGUUGUGCGUCAUACGACAUAACAAUUCCCGCGAAUUGCAAACAGCUAAUUGGAUAUAACGCGAUUGAUAAAAUCACUUUGUGAAAACUUAAGUGGAUUGUGAUCUAUGUGUUAGUGACAAGUUUUUUUAUAAUAUUUAGUGCGCCUCACUUGGAUUUUUAUCCGAAAAGAUUUUUGUGAUGGCGUAAAGUAAUGGAGGGGGAGUGCUUGGAAGGCGAGGGCUGGCUGCUAGUGCGGGUGCACGUGCCAGAACUCAACGUGCAAAAAAGCCUGCAGUUCACGCGAGAUCAACUCGUCUGGGACGUGAAGCAACAGUGCCUCGCCGCCUUGCCCAAGGUGGCCACUUGGUACCGGGAGUUAAAGGAGAGCUUCAACUAUGGUCUGUUCUGCCCCCCGGUUAAUGGAAAAGCUGGCAAGUUCCUGGACGAAGAGCGGCGGCUCGGAGAUUAUCCCUUUAAUGGCCCUGUGGGAUAUCUUGAAUUGAAAUACAAGCGAAGAGUUUACAAGAUGCUUAAACUUGACGAGAAGACGUUAAAAGCGCUCCACUCCCGCGCAAAUCUGCGCCGGUUCCUCGAGAAUGUGCAACACGGACAGAUCGACAAAAUAACUAAAGCCUGUGCCAAGGGUCUAGACCCAAACUUCCAUUGUCCGGAGACUGGUGAAACACCCUUAUCCAUAGCGGCCGGCCUAAAGACACCUGCAAAAAUCUUAAUCGCCCUUGUCAACGGUGGAGCCUUGCUCGAUUACCGAACAAAGGAUGGAAGCACUUCCAUGCACAGAGCUGUUGAAAAGAACUCGCUAGAAGCUGUGAAAACCCUGCUAGAACUUGGCGCGUCACCUAAUUAUAAAGAUGGCAAGGGAUUAACGCCCUUAUACCUCUCUGUGACUAACAAAACUGAUCCGUUAUUGUGUGAAACGCUUCUUCAUGAUCACGCAACUAUCGGGGCUACCGAUUUGCAAGGAUGGCAGGAAGUGCAUCAGGCGUGUCGUAACGGUCUAGUCCAACACCUGGACCAUCUUUUAUUCUACGGAGCUGACAUGAACAGUCGUAAUGCAUCUGGUAACACGCCGCUUCACGUGUGUGCAGUUAACGCACAAGACUCAUGCGCACGGCAACUGCUCUUCAGGGGUUGCGACAAGGAGUCAUUGAAUUAUGCUAACCAGACACCAUAUCAGGUUGCCGUAAUAGCUGGAAAUUUAGAAUUAGCUGAGGUUAUAAAGAAUUACAAAACGGACGAAGUCGUUCCGUUUCGUGGUCCGCCGCGGUUUAACCCGAAGAGACGCUCGGCCGCUUGGGGCGGUUGGUGGAGCGCCGGAGAUAGGUCCUCCCUGGCCUCGUCGACUCGGAUUCCGGCUGACCUAGAUGCCUUACUGCGACGGCCUCAGGGCUCGACCAACUCGCCUUGCAGCCUCGAACGACCGUUUUCAUCCGCAUCAUCAAGUAUUAGUGACGCGAGCCACCCGAGCCACGAAGACGACGCGAGCAUCAUCACAGGGCGACCCAUGUUGACAGAUAAGAGCCUGGGCGACACUAGCGACAUCAUCUCGGACUCGAGUGGGGUUGGUACCAGCAAUUCGGACACUACCACGUGUUCGCUGCAGGCGCCGGGUGCUACACUCGUAUGUCUACAGCCCUAUGAGCCCACACAGUCUGGGCAUGUAAGACUGAAUCAGGGAGACAUCAUUGAAGUGACGGGUUCAACUGACGAUGGUUUCCUUGAGGGUCGGGUCCGAGGGUCUGGAGCUACAGGGCUAUUUCCUCCGCACUGUGUGCAAGAAGUCCGCUUAAGACAGAACGCACAUAUACACCAGGUAGUUUCUUCAAGUACUGUGCACCACUCUCGUGUGAGUGGUCGGAGAGAGGUGGGUCUCAGUAAGACUUACAGUGCUACAGCGCCCAGAGUUAAGAAAACGUAUGGAAACAUGGAAACACGAACCGUGGUGCUACACCGAGCCCGUCGAGGCUUCGGUUUUGUGCUUCGUGGAGCAAAGGCUUCCUCGCCACUUAUGGAGCUUCGCCCCUCAGAGCGAUGUCCUGGACUGCAGUAUCUAGACGAUGUGGAUGCUGGUGGCGUUGCUGAUAGAGCAGGAUUGAAGAAGGGAGACUUCCUCAUAGCGAUAAACGGUGAAGACGUCUCGGGCGCUUCCCAUGAGCAUGUAGUGGAGCUGAUUCGAGGUUCUGGAGCUCUGGUCUCAAUGACCGUUGUAUCACUGAGCUCAUUAGCCACGGAGACCUGUGUGGUCCCCCCUAGCAAGUCUCAGGGUCAUCUGUCUACCAGCGGACGACCCUAUGCUGCUACACUACCUAGGAAGGGUGCUGGAGGUCGUAGUCCUGCGCCGGCGCCGCCUCGUCGUGACCCACGCACUACACUUAGCGUUGGUCGCGCGAGAGCCAAGUCUAUGGUUGCCGGGCUUGAAAAUGGCGGUGAAAAGGAAGAGUCCUGUGAGCCAUUGAGUGUUGCCGGAAAAUCGUCUUCGGCAGAAUCUGUACAGUUACACCCCGGAAGUAAUAAUGGCACUCCUUGUCUGGGUACACCAGUAGCGCCUCGUACAGCCAGCAUUCGACAACGACCUGCCUCCUCUCGUAUCACAGCAUCUGAGUUAGAAGAACUAUUCCAACGGCAAGCUGGGGCUGAUGCCGCGGGUGGCAGCAGCGCAAUGAUGACACGAUCUGCAUUCCAAGACGGAUGCGCGUCUCCCGGAGGAUCACCUGCCCGAAUCCCAACAAGGGUCUAUGCUUCCGUCGCUGACAUGAAGAGGGCUAAGGGCAAGUUCUGGAGCAAGUCAGCCAGCAUCAGUGCGGGCGGUAGCGCGACGCUUAGACGCGAGUUCCACUCGACUCCUGACUUGGCCGCUGCGCUCGCCGCACGUCCCACACGAACGCGCUCUAGUGAAGACGUACACACUAAUGAUAUGUCCCGUGCUCCGCCACCACCCUCUGCGCCCGCGCCUCCUCCCCCAGGCGCCGUGACGUCAUCGUUCCGUCCGGCAGCACCCGCUAAGCUAUAUGCGGCGCCUAAAGACCUCGCCCAGGUCGCAUACAGGCCGCACAUUGAGCAACCUCGUAAAGCAGUACGCGGCUGGUCACGCGCUUUAUCAGCGGAAGAAAGCUCUCACCAAUACGCGCAGCCUAUCGCUUUGCACAAGACCUUUGCGAGACAGAACUCAACACCCGCACCGCCCAUCCCUGAGCCGGACUACAGCAUGUCAGAGUCUGAUGAGGACGAACACAAGCUUAAAGCAGACCCACCAGUCGCGGAGACCAGCGCUAACAGCAAUACCAGCGGCAGCAGUUCCGGAUCGAGUUCCAUGCAGCACUCGUUCUCCGUGGACGAGAUACAAAAGAUUAGAACGCGACUUAAAUCGUCAAAGUCCUGCGGUGACGAACUGGGUAUCGCCGAGAGAGACGACGGCGACAAUUCAUCCUCCGGAGUCUCAUCCGAUCAAGAAGCGCAGGCGCGGCCGCCGAGACGAGACAAAGUGUCUUUCUGCAGCUCGGUCACUGUGAAGUCCUCAAACGAUGUGAUCAGUACAGAACCCGUGCACAGUUCGUCCGAAAGCCUCGCGACCCCUCCCCCUCCCAUGCAGAGGCAUAACUCGCUGACGCGAAAACGAGCGACGGCGGCGCUCUUGCGAGGGACAGUGGGAAGCGCGCGAGGAAGGUCGGCAGCCGAGCGUCUUGGAGUGGACAUAGAUAAAGCGCCAGGCCGGAGGGCUCGGGCCGCCGUGCUUCUGGCCGAACUGCCGCCGCCUCCCGAGGAGCCCGCGGGCCCGGCGGACCCCACGGCCCCCGUUCUGGCCCCGCCCCCCCAGUUCAGUGAUCGGGUGCGAGUAGUCGCCGCUGUGCCCAAGUUGGCUCAUCUGCAGUAAACGCACGGUUACACGUAUACGUGGGAGUGUGCGUGUGUCGGGCAGCGGGCGAAUGGUGCCAAAUUUUCAGCGUUUUCUACGUCGAGCGCAAUUUUUCACGGUUUUUCAUAAUUGCACUUUUAUGAAGCGAGCUACGUUUGUUAGGUUCUUAUGACUAGGGACGAUUGGUCUACCGACGAUCGCGCGUAACAGAAAAUAAGAAGUUUUGUAAUCGAAUGACUAAAUGAAACCAAAGAUUUAUAGUAUUUAUUGUUGAGGGUAGCGUUGAUAUAGUCGAAACUAAUUUUUAUACAUUCCCUUAUAACUAGCAUUAAAAUAGGUUUCAUAGAUCGAUUCGGUUUCUAUUAUUGUUAUUUAUUUGUAGAGUCCGGUGCGAGCCGUUCCCGUAUUGAAUCUAAUUAUUUAAUUAUGUAUUUUAAUUUCUACUUUAACAACCGAGUGCCAUGGCGUCUUUGAUGUUUUAAAUAUUUUUAUAUAUAUUUGUAAAUAUUUUACGAGAGCUAUAAAUACGUGUUAAGAGUGGAAUUAACGAGUGUGUAACAAAAUAUCCGGCCAUCAGAUUAUAUUGAGAAGAUGACAAAUAUAAGCACGAAGAUAUAUGAGAGAGAGAGAGAGAGAGUCCUAUUUAAUUUCAUUCGUCCAUAACGUGUUUCGUUUGAGUCCACUCUUUUGACGAGAAUCGCUGACGACUGCGGUCGUGUAGAGUUGUGUUCGCGAAAACUACGCAUUUAUAUAAUUCGAUUUAUCCGUUCCAUUGUAUAUUACAUUUUUAUAUUGAAAUUCGGUAAAACCCAGUUAACUUAAUUUCUAUACUAUGGUCGCUCGUGCAUUAAAAACUUAAAUGUAAACGAAUAAUAAAACACCAAAACCACUUUUUAUAUGAAUAUUAAAGUUAGACUAGAUUUUUAGUCUCUUGUACUACGUAUGUUGGCGUGUUGAGUCAAUUUUCUAAACGAAAAUUAACAAAACUGUUGAACAUACCUCCUAAUAUUGUCUUCUUUUAGCUAUUACAAAGUAAAUUCAUAUAGCUAUCACUCUGUCGAUUUCAUUUGUUUUCUGUCUUUACAAUUUGUUCAGUGUUUUGUUAUUUGCUAUAGAAAUGUGGAUUUGAUAUGAAAGUUGGGGACUAAAUUUAUAAAAACAAUUGAAUUUUCUACGAGCGUGACUUGGGAAUUGACGAACGAAAUGAUUUUGUCUAGAAGUAGCGAAACCCAACUUAGUUUAGUUGCGCACGAGUCGAAAUAGCCUUAGAGCUUUAUUAGCACAAUUAUUUUAUUUUUGGUGUAUUGAGUUAAUCUUCUUGUCAUUAUUUUAAGUGUAUAUUGUCUACUUAAGGCAUAGGUAGGUAGUGAUAAUUAUAUUAGGGCAAUACUUGAUAUAGAGUAUUUGGGAUAUUGACGUCGAGCUUGUCAGUUGAUUGUUAGUAACUAUUGGAUCCUUCAAUUGUGAACAGAAUAACUAUCACAGUUGGUUUGAUAACUAUUACAACUACUUGGAUCUUUUAGGGAGUAUCCAAUCGUGUGUCGGGCUCUUCGUAAUUUUGUAUGAUAUUUACCAAUUGUUUUCAUUUCAUUUGAAUCUCAAUAACGGACGUGUAACUACAACUUGGUAUACUUUCAAAUGAAAAUUAAAUGUUUCAUCACUA
This is a messenger RNA of Pieris brassicae (large cabbage white), 5529 nucleotides long. It is a transcript of the gene Prosap, whose product is annotated as SH3 and multiple ankyrin repeat domains protein 3. The record is from RefSeq and is a predicted model, not a curated record. The transcript has 23 exons. Gene Ontology annotation, cellular component: postsynaptic density; postsynaptic membrane; dendritic spine. NCBI's taxonomy places the organism in Eukaryota, Metazoa, Arthropoda, Insecta, Lepidoptera, Pieridae. The coding region runs from base 207 to 3884 and encodes 1225 amino acids. Gene Ontology annotation, molecular function: ionotropic glutamate receptor binding; synaptic receptor adaptor activity.